AUGCAGAUCUGUCAUGAUCGUGGUUACCUUGUGACGCAGGAUGAAUUGGAUCAAACUUUAGAUGAAUUUAAAGAACAAUUUGGUGAUAAACCCAGUGAGCGUCGUCCUGCACGCAGUGACUUGAUUGUUCUUGUUGCUCAUAAUGAUGACCCCACAGAUCAAAUGUUCGUGUUCUUUCCUGAGGAUGCUAAGGUUGGAAUUAAGACAAUCAAAACUUACUGCCAAAGAAUGCAAGAAGAGAAUAUUACCCGAGCAAUUAUCAUUGUACAGGCUGGAAUGACGCCAUCUGCUAAACAGGCUCUUGUAGACAUGGCACCCAAAUAUAUACUUGAACACUUUCUUGAGGCGGAGCUGUUGGUUAAUAUUACAGCACAUAUGUUGGUACCUGAACAUGUUGUGAUGACCCCUGAAGAAAAAUCAGAAUUGCUACAAAGAUAUAAAUUGAAAGAAUCUCAGCUGCCCCGUAUCCAACAAGGAGAUCCAGUUGCCCGAUAUUUUGGUUUAAAAAGAGGGCAGGUAAGUUAA
This is a messenger RNA of Acanthosepion pharaonis, 525 nucleotides long. The record is from the annotation of a GenBank genome assembly. NCBI's taxonomy places the organism in Eukaryota, Metazoa, Mollusca, Cephalopoda, Sepiida, Sepiidae.